Hyalella azteca is the source of this 3175-nucleotide messenger RNA. Its product is annotated as arylsulfatase A. The transcript is spliced from 9 exons. The coding region runs from base 107 to 1510 and encodes 467 amino acids. NCBI's taxonomy places the organism in Eukaryota, Metazoa, Arthropoda, Malacostraca, Amphipoda, Hyalellidae. The record is from RefSeq and is a predicted model, not a curated record. Gene Ontology annotation, molecular function: arylsulfatase activity.
CAGUACAAGCAUCGAUGUGAUCAAGGGUGGUGUGGAGACAACGUUUUCUUUACAUUAGGUUAAUUUAUGGGACAUUAUCGAAGCCUGUUUAACGAAAAUCGCUCAAAUGGCCACAACAGGGGUGGUGAUCUUCAUUUGCGUUUGUACCGCUGUACUGAGUGCGCAGUUAAGGAAAUAUCUGGGCGCUGAUAAUACUGCCAAUGGGGUUUCGAGCAUAAACGGUAAAGAAGAGAUAUUUUACUCGGAGCGGCUCAAUAAGCUUGAGGAGUCUAAGGAAUACAAUCAGCAGCUUAAAUAUAAUGCAAAGCCUCCUAAUGUGGUGCUCUUCCUCGUUGAUGACUUAGGGUAUGGAGACCUUAGUUCUUUCGGUCAUCCAACCUCGCGGUCCCCUGCCAUCGACCGUCUGGCAGCUCAAAGUAAAGUCUUCACACAAUUUUACGUCACCAGCCCCGUAUGUAGCCCAUCCAGAGCUUCCCUCCUGACGGGGCGGUACCAGGUGCGCUCCGGCAUCUACCCUGGCGUGCUAGAGCCCGACAACCCAUUGGCACACAACACAACGAUCGUGGAACAGCCCACGCCAUUGUCUUCUCUCGCCAGCAAACUUUUAGCCCGAGCCACGCAGUUUCUGGAAGUCAGCGCAUUGGAACACGCUCCAUUCUUCCUCUACAUGCCCUUCAUGCACGUUCACACUCCCCAUUUUUCGUCUGCGGAAUUCGUUGGAAAAUCCGCGCGAGGAACUUUCGGCGACGCUCUCCUGGAGCUCGACCACUCCAUCGACACCAUCCUGCAGACACUCGACGCGCUCGACCUCGCCGACAACACCGUCGUGUGGUUCCUCUCUGACAAUGGGCCAGAUUUAAUGCAUCGUCAACAAGGCGGCUGCGCAGGGGCGCUGCGGUGCGGCAAGGGCACGUCGUGGGAGGGCGGCGUGAGGGUUCCCGCCUUCGUCAGGUGGCCGGGGCACAUCGUUCCUGGCCGCACUGACGAGUUGCUGAGCUCGCUAGAAGUUCUGCCGACCAUCGCUGCGCUCACCGGCGCUGACACCAGCGGCCUCAAGCUCGACGGCUUCGACGCCUCAGAUUUCCUGCUCGACAAAAUUUCUAAGUCGCCUCGGGAAUAUUUCGCGGUGUACCCCAAGGAUCCCAGCCCUGAAACUGGGCCGUACGCCGUUGUUUACCAGCGCCUGAAGGCUCAUUUCUUCACUGCUGGGAAUGGACUCUCGGACGAUCAGAACUACGACGAGAUGUGCACAUCACGACAUCCUCUCACGGAGCACAACCCGCCUCUUCUCUACGACUUGUCUGUUGAUCCUGGCGAGCGCUGGAACAUCGCCAACGAUACCAGCCAACGAUCUUCACUAAUGAAGUUGACUGCGUGGCGCACUCAGCACAUGGCUGACAUGACUUGGAUGACUUCAGCCACGCAGGACCACGAAGAACGAUCUCAACCCUGCUGCACCGACCGCCGCUGCAAUCCAUUCCCCUCAUGUUGUGACUGCCCAGACAAAUAGAAAUGAUCAAUUGACCACCACAUUUCUCGUCGUAGUGAUGAUCUGAUUAGUAAAGGCAAGUGAAGAAACUAGACGUUCAUGUGAAACGUGGGACCUAACUGGCUUGUGGACAAUCUAUUUAAGUUAUUGAAGGCUCAGCUUAUGAUAAAUUAUGUUUUAAAAUUGAAAGAGGAACACAAUGUAUCCGAAUGGUCUAGUGCGCAAAACGAGCACUUCAGGCAUAGUGUCUUUUUGCCAUAAAUGCUUUUUCAUGUCAGUGUACAGGGGUAUCUUGGAAGUAGAAGUUAAUACUUUCCAGAUCCGUCGACUAUUGAAACAGACGGGCUUCUGAAUCAAUUUUUAGCACAACAAACAGUAUCCUAUUCUGAAUUUUAGGUCCUGCUCCAUGGGACCAGCUACUAGUGCAUGAGCGAAAAUGAGCGACGAUCUCUGUUUAUGAAAGCCGUUUUUAUUGUGCUCAUUUUCGACUGAUUGUCGCGAUUUAUUCUAAGGUAUGUUUCUAUUUUCCUGUUGGUAGAGUUUUAAGACGGUUGAUUAAAGGAUUUCAGUGCACAGUUCUACUGGACCUAUGGUCUUGGAAGUUCACAUAAACCGUACGUGUUGCUGUUCCCUCUACUGCCAAUUAAGGCUGGGAAACUUAUUAAAAAAAAAGAUUCAUGAAUAGUUUGUAGUCUUUACUCUUCAGCAUCAAUGCCGCGUCAUUUUUAACGUGUUUUAAAUUAUCAUCUAAUUCCGAUAAUAAUUCACCACCAUCAAUAUAACGUCUGAUUUGAGUUCUCUCCCGUUUUAUCGUGCGAUUGAGAUUGAUUAUCCACAGGCCACGCAUUUACGGAGCGUUGAAGUUCUGUUUUGCGACUAACACAGAAGAAAAUAAUAAUUCACAUCAACACCAUGCACAGGCAAGCUCUAUAUACAGCAUUGCGGAUGUUGCUGUUCUGCUUAAGAGAACAUUAUCUACGGUUGAACUAGUAGUAGUAUAGAGUUCAACCAUGACGUUAUCAAUUCCUGACUUAUAAGACCAAUACUAAGUGAGAAUAUUUGUCUCAGGGUUCACGAGUAAACACAAUGGUCUUAUUUGCAUCAGGAGGUAUAAAUAUUCAUCUUCUUUGCUCGUCAUGUUUCACGAGUUUAUUUAUUUUUUUUUUCUUUCCGAAAUAAAAUAACUUAUUUAGGCCCCACGACCAGACUAUCUCGUAGCUUAUUGUGCUAAUAUAUUGGGGGAGUGACGUCUUGGGUGAAGACCAGCAGCCUCCAUUGUGUCUUGGAGCAGCGUCGAUGUAUGGUGAUUGACGAAAAUUUGGUGUAUCGAUAAAUAAGAAUAUUCAUGUAGAAAAACUCAACCAGUAUGUCGACCACUGUAAUGUUAAACUCGACCAAAGUAACAUUAAACUAAAUAAACUCGUCAACUGUAAAAGCAUCUCCCAUUCAUAAUUUUGGACUUUAGUACUGGCUGGUCAUGUGUGUGCGCCCGUUCAUAAACGUGUAGUUUAUUUUGACCAUUUGUUGUUAUAAGUUAGGGCAGCAGUCGGCAACAUGGGCAACAUCACCGCCGUUGGGGCAGAGGACGAUAUUCAAGGGGCAGAUAAAUUUACAAGGGACCGGUCUUGGAGAAGAUAAAAAUUCGAUACAAUUUUUCAAGUCCCUCAAUACAAACAUUUUUUUGUG